Penicilliopsis zonata CBS 506.65 is the source of this 1683-nucleotide messenger RNA. RefSeq lists its product as hypothetical. Bases 1 to 1683 code for a protein of 560 amino acids. Gene Ontology annotation, biological process: protein dephosphorylation. Gene Ontology annotation, molecular function: protein tyrosine phosphatase activity. The transcript has 5 exons. Lineage: Eukaryota; Fungi; Ascomycota; Eurotiomycetes; Eurotiales; Aspergillaceae. The record is from RefSeq and is a predicted model, not a curated record.
AUGUCCCCGAAGCUGUCAGCGACGCGAGCCGUUGCUGAAGCACGAGGUAGUUUGCUUGUGCGGGCUUGGCACUACGAAACUUAUUUGGCUCUGCACCAAUCUGCUCCGGCGAGAUCUGGAACCGUGGCCAAACAACCGUCACCGGGUGACAGCAGCCCCUGGGGCAGCUUCCACAGCUGUCCCGAUCUGUCCUCGUUGCAGAUAUCCUUGCCCCAGACGCAGAGCGCUGUGAGCGUCGACGUAUCGGGCGGUGUCCACAAAGACUUCGUGACUGAGUCCCCUCCAUAUUCUUCGCCUGAUAACACCAGCCUGCAGAACGACAAAGGAAAGCUCAGAUCGACCCGGAGGCGAGUGUCGAACAAGGCACGCGGCGUCCUCGGCAAGGUUCGAGCUUUCCACAGGAUCGCUGCAGCUAAAAUGGCGCAAACCUCCAUUAGAAUCGAUACGAAUGUCCAGGCACACAAACGAGGGCUUCCUGACGACAAUGACGAGGAUUUCGACGCUUUCGAAGGGUCCGGAAUGGACGAGGAGAGACUUGGAUUGGAUGCUGGCCACGACGAGCUCUUACCUCCAUUUCUCUGUUUGACCUACCCAGCAAUCCGAGAUAAGUUCGAAGAACUAGAGUGGAUGCAGAAAACACGGAUGGACGAAGGAAACCUUGCAAACGACCCGUCUCAUCGCUGGGCACUGGAGAACGACCCUGAAGUGAGAGCGAGAAACCGAUACUUUAAUGUACAGGCGUGGGCAAAUUCUCGAAUUCAUCUUCGGGUGCCAGAAGGGGAAUGUGAUUUCAUCAAUGCUUCGCCUAUCACAUUGAGGGACUCGGCCAGUGGAAAGGAGCGAAAGUACAUCGCGACACAGGGGCCCAAGUUGAGCCAUCUCACUCAUUUCUGGCACAUGGUUUUCCACGAGAGUAAGGAGGUGGGGGUAAUCGUGAUGCUCACCCAAACCUUUGAAUUGGGUAGAGAAAAAUGCUCGCAAUACUUCCCUGUUGACGUGGAGCACCCGAUGCCCCUCUUGGCCGACGAGAAUGACUCCUUUACCCAUGGCGAGUCCCCCGGUGAAGAAAUUUUUGGGGAAGUGAAGCUAUUAGAAUCCACAUUCGAUGAGGCGUCGCGCUCUGAGAUUCGAAAACUUGAGCUGACCUUUGGCUCGGAGUCCAAGAUUAUCUGGCAUUUUCUUUUCGUUGGCUGGGCAGACUACUCAAAGCCCGAAGGGGAGGAUCGUGAAGCUCUUAUUGAAUUGAUCAAGCAGUCGGAUGUCAAAAGCACACCAGAAAACCCACGCAUUGUGCAUUGCAGUGCAGGUGUUGGGAGAACCGGCACAUUUAUCGCUCUUGACCAUCUGCUUCAAGAACUCGCAUCAGGAGAGUUGCUCAGUAUUCAAGACCCCGAAGAAGACCCUAUUUUCGAAGUUGUCAAUCAAAUGCGUGAGCAAAGAAUGAUGAUGGUAUACAACGAGAUGCAAUUCCAGUUCAUAUAUGAGAUAAUCCGGGAGAGAGCUGAGAUCAAGCUGGGUAAGCCUGUCAAGCCUACAAAGAUGGAUGAACGGUCGACAAAGAUGGCAAAGCUGUCAAACGAAGACGAUUACUUGCCUUCUCCCAAAUAUGAGCUGGAGCCUGUCUCCGCGGUGACACCUUUACGAAGCUUGUCCAGCACACCCGAAUCGUCUAGCACCGAAUGA